ACAUCUCCCAGCUGUGGGCAACAUCAAUCUCUCACAACGGUCUACAUUGCGAUCGUAAUCUGUGCCAUGUGGAGUUGCGCUUCGGCCGAUGAGGAACCACUGAGCUGUUAUCAGUGCCGCGUCGAGAGGAACGAAGACUGCACGGACGCUUUUUUGAAGCCGUGCCCCACCAACCAAGCCUAUGACGUGUGUAUGGUCAGCGUAACAAAUCACGCUGGCCACGUUUGGAUCGAGAAAAAGUGUGCGCUCGGUCCGUGCGACCUCCGGGAUCCGAAACAGUCCGACGGUCUCGGUCUCGACAAAUGCGACAGGAGUCAGAACACGUACAGUUGCUUUGAGUGCUGCAAGGGGAACGGUUGCAAUAAGAGCUCGGCCUACGGGCUGAGAGCAUCUUCUUCAUCCCUCAUGUUGAUUUUUAGCCUCUCAGUCACCCUUCUGGUCAGCUUGUUCACAUUCGGCCAAUCUGGAGGAAUGGCUGGCGCUGCCGCCACCGCCGUCAAAAGUUAAGGAAGAAGCAAAGAUCGCUAGUUGUCUUAGCUAAGGAUCGACCUCGACAGGAAGACAAACGCCCCAGCACGAUUUUCCGUAGUGGCACCUAUCGGUCAGACGGGCCGAAAGUUUCCCAAAUGAUCGCUUGGAUGAUUAAUCG
Galendromus occidentalis (western predatory mite) is the source of this 649-nucleotide messenger RNA. RefSeq lists its product as uncharacterized. The transcript has 3 exons. Bases 67 to 507 code for a protein of 146 amino acids. NCBI's taxonomy places the organism in Eukaryota, Metazoa, Arthropoda, Arachnida, Mesostigmata, Phytoseiidae. The record is from RefSeq and is a predicted model, not a curated record.